GCCUGCAAGCUUCUCUUCGGCGGUUCUUCCAGCCCUCUCACCCAGAAGCUCAGAAGCCAGUGCGGUUCCUUCCCGGCAAGCAGGGCGGUCGGCCCCUCUCUCGCGAGAUGAAGCAGAUCAUCGCUCAAGUAGCUGAAAAGCAAGCUCUCGAACAGAAAGCUCUCGACGAAGCUUUGAUAGCUCGAGAGAGCGAAGUGCAAAGCAAGAAGCAGUUCUUCGGAGGCCGCCCCAAAGGCAGGAGCUCUGGGAGAAGCGAUCUCCCAGUUGCCGUGCGGGCAACUCUCGUGCAGGAGAUGGAACUCGCUGUUGCAGGCGACCGCUUCUCUGACGAAACGGAGUUCUUCAGUUACUUCGCCAAGAAGUUCGCUCUGCCGAAGAAGCGAGUCAAGACUCUGUGGCUGCAGCGGAGCUUGGUCAAGAAGACCUCUCAAAAGAACAAACUCUCACGCAAACCCCACCGCUACACUGGUGCCAAGGGCACCAAGAGGUCGCAUCUCAAGCGUUCGUACAGAGGCUUUCGUCUGCCAGGAGCGGGUCGGAAGCACUCUUUCCCCGACUUGGUGGACAAGGCUCGUGAGUGGUUCAACGAGAUGCGCUCUUACGGGAACCAGGUGCUUCGAGUGGACCUCUACAACUACUACAUCCACCUCAUGGAGAUGGACAAGAUACGGGUGCAGGCGGAUCUCUCUGAUCCGAAGCUGCUGCAGCCAAAGCGGACGCCUCUGCAGGUGAGGCUCUCGGAGCUGGACAAGCAGCUGGCCUCUCAGAAGAAGAGCGACAAAGCCAAAGAGUCUCUGAAAGGUCGUCUCGAGAAGUGGUGCUCUGCAAGGAACUUGAGGCCUCACCUCGUCACCAAGCUCACGCCUCUCCAAGAGCAGUCGAGAUGCCACUUGACGUGGCAAUCUUUCGACAGGGCUCUCUGGCUUGCUGCCUGCUCUGACGAGGAGACUCUGGGGAAGCACGUCUCUAAGCCAAAGCAGUUCUUGGAACACAGAGCCUCUCUCGCGAUCCUGUUCGCCGAUCAAAUUCCGCUCUGGAUAAAGGCGGGUGCCAAGAGGUCUCUCUUCGCCGAGUGGGAGCGAAAACCCACCUCUCAGGCGGCUCUCCGGCAGGACUUGGCAGCUCUGCACGACAAGCAACUCUCCGGGCAGGCGGACGUGGACUCUGGUCUGGUUGUGCAGCACCCAGACUCUUCCGGAGAGCCUCUCGCGGACCGCUUCCGCCUCACUUACGAAGCCCGGCAGGUCUUGUUGAACUACAACUCUCCGGGAACGCCGCCGACUGGCCUCUGUUACAAAGGUCUCAUCAUCAUCAGCGGGCCUCAUGCCAGACUCUCGAACAUCUCUCAAGACGGCAAGUGGCUCUGCGAUGAGACCUUUGAGUGGAGAGGGAACCUUGUCUCUCACAAGAAGGGCACCUCUGUUGGCAGGCUCAUGGAGCCAUGGAGAGCUCUGCGAGCCCAGAAGCCGCACCUCUUUGAGCACGUCUCUGUGAUGAUGCAACCGAGCUCUAAUGCCGACAGCAUCAUACUGUCCUGGGUGGCCCAGGAACUCUCAGAGGCGUUUCCAGCUCUGCUGGUGCAGAGGGAAUGGCUGGGAGCCUCUUUCACAGAGUCUGUCUCUGGUGCCCACUUCUUGGGGAACACGAUCCAGACUCUGGUCGCUCCGAAGAUGACGGCCUCUCUCCAGUUGACGGACACAAUUCAAGUCUCUGUGCCGCACCUCUAUGGCGGAGAGGAGGUUGUGGAGGACAUCUGCGAGACCAUCGUCUCUGCCCAGAAAGCCUGUGCCGAGGAUGCCUCUGACUGGGUGCUCUCAGGGCUUCGGCGGAAUGGCAUGCUGGCCUACCGCCCUCUCGACGGCAAGCUCCAGCCGGCGGAGCUCUCCACGCCCUCUUUCAAGGACCUGCCGCAGGGCUCUGCAAGACUGCGAAGCGAAUGGCUGGAACCACGCUUUGGCUGGGUGCAGGAUGGAAUCCCCUCUGAACCAGACUGGUCUCUGAUUCCUGGCACGGCCGCUGCCCAGGAGCUCUUGGACUGGGACGUCGCUCACGGCGACAAGAACUCUGAGGAGGACUACUUCUGUGACAUGGACUCUCUGCCACCAACUCUUCGGUGGAACUGCUUCGAGAGCGGCGUUCUCAAGCUCCCGCCAGCUCUCUUGCAGAAAGCCUGGAAGAGGGAAGCUUCUCUCGCGGUGGAGGAGAAAGCGAGAAUCCUCGCAAAGAAAGCUGAGAGACAGCUCGUCUCUCAAGCCAAGCGGUCUGUCUCUGAGAAGUUCAAAGAGGCGAUGCGGCUCAAGCUGAAGGACAUCUCUCGCCAGCAAGCUCUCGCUCUCCACGUCCCUGAAGCAGGGAAGGCGAAAGCCAAAGCGAAGCCUGCCUCUGGGAAGGCCGGCUCUCUGACGAAGGCUCUGAAGAAGGGACUCAAGAAGAACUCUCUAAAGAAAGCUGCCGCUCUGUUGGCGGGCUCUCAGAAGAAGGUCCAGGAGCUGACCUCUGCACCAGAGCCUCCGAAGACUCUGCAAGGCCCUCUCUUCGGCAAGCAGGUCCGCAUCGUGGCGGAGCUCUCGCCCUCUCACCUUGUGGGCCAGGAGGGCAAGGUCUCUUCGCACCUCUCUCAGAAGCUGACUCUGCCGAGCUUUGGUCUGGCCUGUGCAACUCUGAACCUCUCGGAGAAGGAUGUGAUGCCUCUCUCCGAGAGCUGGAAAAAUUCUCUGGAGUGGCAGCCUCUGCGGCUCUCCAGACUCUUCAAGAAGGAGGUGCUCUUGAACUGUGGUCUCUGGUGCGAAGACGAGUCUUUCGUGCCGGAGCCCGUGGAGGUUACUCUUGCCAAGAAGCCGAAGAUGCUCUUGGACCAGCAAAUGAAUGAGAGAGUAGAGAGCCUCUCGGACGUGUUCUUCGUGGACGCCUUCCUCUCCAGCUUUCUCUUGCAACACGAGAAAAAGGAGUACCUGAUCGCUCACCUACAGACGCAAUGGCAGGAGCACAACCUCCUCUUCGUUCCGAUCUACACACGGAAGCCAGACCACUGGACGCUGCUCGUCCUCCAGAAGGGCUCUGAGGGCGAACCGCCCAAAGCUCUCCUCGCCGACUCUCUGAAGAAAGACAAAGCUCCGACAGCAUGUGCAAAUGAGCUGAAGGGUCUCUUAGCCGACGUGGACAAGUCGCCUCUCACCGACUACCCGACGGUGACCCAGACCUCUGACGACUGCGGCUUCUUCUGUCUCGCCGUGAUGGUGGAGUACCUCUCCCUCCGCCGUGGCGAAGGGCCCAAGCAGAGGGGCUCUCAGCAACUGUCGACCUUCACCUCUCAGCUGAAGGCCGAAGUCAAAAAGCUCUCGGACGAGAAGGAGGAAUAUCUCAUGGACCAGGCCGUUCAACUCAAGAAGGCCUCUGACAAGGCGAAACUCUUGGCGAAAAAGGCCCAGGCGGAGAAGGGCGAACUCUCGGCUUUGCAGAAGGCUGCUCUCAAGGUCCUGAAGGAAGGUGCUCCACCGGAUGUCUCUGAUUUGGGCAAAGAAGCCCUCGUGGACAUCGAGCGGAUCAAGACUCUCGGAGAUCCAGGGGUGUGCUCUCGCUGUCACUGGCAGAGCGGCUGUGCCUCUUGCGAUGUCUUUAAGUGCACUCGCUUCCACGUGCGAGAGCUCUGCCGCACUCUGGGCAAGAAGCCCCCAGCUUGGGCUCUCUGA
Symbiodinium sp. CCMP2592 is the source of this 3689-nucleotide messenger RNA. The record is from the annotation of a GenBank genome assembly. Lineage: Eukaryota; Dinophyceae; Suessiales; Symbiodiniaceae.